Molecule: messenger RNA, 360 nt
Organism: Dentiscutata erythropus
Lineage: Eukaryota; Fungi; Glomeromycota; Glomeromycetes; Diversisporales; Gigasporaceae
Source: the annotation of a GenBank genome assembly
AUGAACCAAUCUACAAACCAAACUUUCAGUAGUCAACCGCAAAAUAAUAAUAACCAAUCUAUAAAUCAACCCAUUGGUUCCCGAUCUCAAAAUAAUAAUGGCCAGUUACAAAGACCUCAUAAUAUUGGUAGUUCACAAAACGCUGGUGGCCUAUUUCAAGGAGCUCCUAAUACUGGCAUGCAACUUCUAAGACCUCAAAACAGUACAAAUCUAUUUGCCAAUACUUUCAUUGACGUCCAGCAAUACAAUGACCUAAUUGGAGGAAUAGAUUUAUUUCCUGGAACGCAAGGUGUAGAAAAUCCACCACCACAGGAUGAUCAAUUUUCAACGUUACUGAUUUCUGGUCAUUCUUUCCCUUAA